Rhea pennata is the source of this 2336-nucleotide messenger RNA. RefSeq names its product probable G-protein coupled receptor 34. Gene Ontology annotation, cellular component: membrane. Bases 63 to 1079 code for a protein of 338 amino acids. Lineage: Eukaryota; Metazoa; Chordata; Aves; Rheiformes; Rheidae. Gene Ontology annotation, molecular function: oxysterol binding; G protein-coupled receptor activity. The record is from RefSeq and is a predicted model, not a curated record. Gene Ontology annotation, biological process: G protein-coupled receptor signaling pathway. The transcript has 2 exons.
CAGGAACCUCUAUUACGGCAGGCAAAAGAGCAGAGGAGAGGUGCUGAGAUCCUUGGCUCUAGAUGAUGGACCCUCUAAGCACUCCCUUUCCUGCUGGCGAGAUUAUGGGAUACGGACAAGGCAAUUCCUCCUGUCAGAUCCAAGAUGAGUUCCUGUCUGUGACGCUCCCUGUGAUGUACUCCCUUAUCUUCAUCAUCGGGCUGCUCAGCAACACUCUCGCGCUCUGGGUGUUCUUGUGCAGCGUGCAGCGGAAGACCUCCAUCACUGUGUACAUGAGGAACCUGGCUCUGUCUGACCUGUUGCUCUCCCUCUGCCUGCCCUUCCGCAUAGCUUAUCAAAACAAGAGUGGGCCCCGGAUCUUCUGUAACAUUGUUGGGGCCUUCUUCUAUCUCAAUAUGUACGUCAGCAUGACGUUCCUCAGUCUGAUCAGUCUGGACCGCUACCUAAAGAUCAUCCGUCCCCUCCAGAAGUUUAAGAUUCACACCACGUCCUGUAGCACCAUGGCCUCUGGGGUGGUUUGGCUGGUGCACUCAGCUUUCAUGCUACCUUUCUUUUUUGAGACAAAAGGAAAAGGGCCCUGUGAUCAUAAAUGCUUCCAUUUCAGGAGCAAAAGCACUCUAGCAGCAGCCUUUAACAUGGUUGCAGUAACCACUUUCUUUAUCCUACUGCUGCUCUUCCUCUACUUCUACAGCAAGAUAUUUGCCAAGCUCAAUAAAGUCUCUUCAGUGAAUUCUCAGCAGCUGAACAAGAGGACUAGCAUGAAAGCCAUCACCAAGACCUUCAUAGUCCUGAUCAUCUUCAUCAUAUGCUUCACCCCCUAUCACGUUGUCCGUAUUCCUUAUGUCCUUGCGCAAGUGGGGGUCAUUUCUAGUCUGCCCUGGAAGCAGGGUCUCCAUCUCGCUAAUGAACUUGUGCUCUGCAUCUCAGCCCUCAACAGCUGCCUUGACCCAGUGAUCUUCUUCUUCCUGUCCAGCAGCUUCCGGAGGGCUGUGCUUUGCACCAUCCGGGGCAGGCUGAAGAGAGCUCUCCUAAGGAACCAGGGAGGGCUGAGCUACAGCAGAUCUGUGACUGAAGUCUAGGCAUUCCGGUGGAUACCAAGGUCUUGGGCGUAGGACAUUCUCACCAAGGAUUUGCUCUGACUGCUGGUAUUUACCAGACAAGACUUGCCAGGAUGAUGGAGGAAGAAACUCGAACCUUUUCAUGUUUCUUCCACUGGCACCAUCAGGACUAGAACUACCCAUGGGGGUAAAUGAAGAGGAAAAGAAUAGCUGAAGCCUCACUUUUCUGUACCAGCUGUGUGCACACAACUGAAGGGAUUAUUUCCUAGGAAGAAUGAAGGCUGGGGGUGCCACAGGAGAAACAACUUUGGCCUAGGAUCUCCACUUAGCCUACGGAAGGGCAAAGGGACAGAGCCCAGGACAGAGGAAGGCUGCUUUGAUAGGACGAAGAGGAGUCAGGGAAGAGCAGGAAUGGGAAUCUGCUGUGAAUCUUGUCUAAGUACCACAUCACCUCCAUACCAGCGAAAGCACAAAAUGGACAAAGGAGAAGAUGAAGUGCAGAAGAAUUGAGAAAAGGGGAGGGAGAAGCUGAUUAGAGCAUCACUGGGGAGCAGAUGAAUAUUUUGCUCCAGGUUGGAGCUCGGAGAUGUGCACUGCUGGGCUUCUAAGACAGUCAUGUGAGGGAACCUUACAAUUCCUGCAACCCCAAACUAAGGUAAUGCACUUUCUUUUCUCUUGUUUUUACUGCUGUCCUUGUAACAGCAGCCUCUUUUUUGUGUAUUCACACAGGUGACUGAGCUUCCUUUAGCUGUUUUCCUUUGCCCAUUUCACUGGCAUGUUCACGCAGGACUGGCAGAUUCCUCGCCUGGCCACGGCACAGCACUCGUUUCAGGCUUGGACCAUACUAGGAACAUUACUCCAGCAGGGAUGCAUCAGCCAAAGGGGAUGCAACACAGAAGUGCCUAAGGCUUGUGUGAGUCCUGUGGACCUCAAGAAUGAGAUGCUGGCUUUGGUGUUCCCAGCUUAAGCAUUAUUUUUAUGCACUGACUUGAAAUGGAGCCCGCAAGGGAUAAGGAAGUUUUUGGCCUUUAUUAUUCUUCAUUGCCUAUUCUCUUCCCAAAGAAGAGGAUAUUUCCCUGCUUGGAUAUUUUUUCCCUUUCAUAUGCUCACAUAUCAUCUGUUCACUUAUUUUUAGAAGACUGCAGGCUUGGAGAAACAAACUGAUUCACAUACUAGGCAAGCAAAGGCAAUUAAGACUGGGCAAUUAGGACUGGGGAGGAUUUCAUUCAGACUGUGAACUGUUUUAGUAACUACUUAGUUCAAAUAUCUGAGGAAAAC